UUUCAAACUAUUAUUUUGAUAAAUCUUUUGCAGAAUAUGGAUUUCUAUAACAAUAUAUCAUGACUUUCAGAAGAAGUUAGUUGGGAGUGCGGUAAAAAAAUACUAUAUAAUAUAAUAGUAUGUUUUAUUACAUUGUACUUCUUCUGAAAUUGAACCACGGUCAACCAUAUCCAUACCACGGUCAACCAUAUCCAUACCAAUAUAUCAUGACAUAUAAAUAUAAAAUACAAUAAUUGUGCUGUUGUGCAUUUAUUUCCAGAAACCACACUUCUUAUUUAAAUCUUAAAUUAAUUUAGUUACUAUAUAUAUAACAUCUGCAGGUUUUGAUUAUUUUUCAUGAAGUUAUUAUUAAUUAAGAAGUAUAAACAAUAAUCAAGCUAUAUUUUAAAAUUAAUAAAAUAUUUUAAGGAUGUUUUGGUUCAUGGCUUUUGUGUUGGCUGGAGGAGCUUCCUUCUUUUUUAUUUCUAAUCUCUUCAUCAAAUUUGAUGUAAUGCCUGUCAUCAUGUCCUUAACACCACAGUCAUCUACGAUAAAAGAUAUUCCAUUUCCAUCCAUAACUAUUUGCAACAUGAACAGCAUGAGAAAAACUGAGGCAGAAAGAAUUCUGAAUUCUAAUUUUGAAGAAAAUGAUGUGGAUCAAAAGUUAAUACAUGAUUUUUGUGAUUCAACAAACAUAACACAAAAUCCUGAAGACCAAAACAUUACUGCUGACUGGGAAUACAUAAAAAAAUUUAUGGUGAAAAUGAGUCAACCAUGUCAUGAAAUGCUAGUUUUAUGUAAAUGGCAUGAUGAACCACUCAGUUGUACAGAUCUAUUUAAUCCAAGUCUGACAGAUGAGGGCAUGUGUUGUGUAUUUAACCGCUUGAACAGAGACCUAAUAUUUCAGAACCCACGAGAUGUAUCCGAUCUAAAUGUAACAUUCCCAAUAGAUUCAGUGGAUUGGUCUCCACAAAGAGGUUAUCCAGAAAACACACCAGCUGAUAACCUACCCAGACGACCACGAGGGUCUGGGCGGCAUUUGGGUCUAACAGUUGUAGUAGAUACAGAAAUAGAUGAAUAUUUUUGUUCUUCAGAAAAUGGAAAAGGAUUUAAGGUUCUCUUGAAUAAUCCAAUCGAAACUCCAAAGGUCUCAUCUUUUGGUAUUUCUGUAGCGCCAGGACAUGAAACUAAAAUGGUUAUAAUACCUCACAUUAUGACAGCAACUCCUCAACUGGCUAAUGUAGAUCUCUCAAAACGUCAAUGUUUUUUUGAAACUGAAAGACAGUUAUUGUUUUACCGAACUUACACACAGAGAGGCUGUACACUGGAAUGUGAGGCAAACUUCACGUUAGCGUUUUGUGGAUGUGUGCAAUACUACAUGCCAAAAAAUAAAGAAACCAGAAUAUGUGGACGGAUUGACAGAAAAUGUGCACUUAAUGCUCAAAGUGAGUUAUAGCUUAAUAAAUUAAUUUGAAAAAUCAUUGUAGUAGAAUUUGUCAAAUAUCAAAAAUAUUUAUUAGGUUUUACUUUCAGGAAUGAUGGAAUUAAGUAUGAAUGAAGCUAUUCUGAAUUUUACUUUUACUACAAAUAAAAAACUUAAUCUGUGCAAUUGUCUCCCAGGCUGUCAUGAGUUGUCAUUUAGCUUUGUAAUUUCUUCAGCUCCAAUCACAGAUCACCUAACAUUAAAACCUAAUUUUCAGGGUGAUAAAGACUAUAAAUAUUUCAAAGAAAAUAUGGCUAUUAUACAUUUUUUCUUUAUGGAAAAACAUUUUUCUGGUACUGUAAGAGGAGUUUUGUUUGGUAUAACAGAACUAUUAUCUAAUGCUGGAGGUCUUUUAGGUCUUUUCAUGGGGUUCAGUUUCAUGAGUGCCGUGGAAUUACUAUAUUUUUUAACAUUGAGGAUUUGGUUUCACAUCAACAAAGGAAGGAACACUAUAAAACCAGCGGAUAAUCAAUUGCAUUCGCCAAGUUUAGGGAUAAGUGCCAUUUAUAAUAAAUCUAAAUUACCAUUUAGCAAAUAGGAAAAUUAAUGUUAAAAAUGAAAUUAAUCUAAUAAAAUGUUAUUCAAGAUUAAAAUAAAUAUAUUGAUCAUGUUUAUCAAUAAUCCUUAAAUAAAAAACCACAUUUCAUCCAGUAUUAUUAUACAUAAUAUACAUAUAAUGCAAGAUACUGGUGUGCAUUGGUUUAAGGCCUUCAAAGGUUC
Nezara viridula (southern green stink bug) is the source of this 2182-nucleotide messenger RNA. Lineage: Eukaryota; Metazoa; Arthropoda; Insecta; Hemiptera; Pentatomidae. The record is from the annotation of a GenBank genome assembly.